This is a messenger RNA of Aethina tumida (small hive beetle), 2650 nucleotides long. RefSeq names its product JNK-interacting protein 1 (gene Aplip1). Lineage: Eukaryota; Metazoa; Arthropoda; Insecta; Coleoptera; Nitidulidae. Gene Ontology annotation, molecular function: protein binding. The transcript is spliced from 8 exons. Gene Ontology annotation, biological process: regulation of JNK cascade. Gene Ontology annotation, cellular component: cytoplasm. The coding region runs from base 1172 to 2431 and encodes 419 amino acids. The record is from RefSeq and is a predicted model, not a curated record.
UUCUAACAUUAAAAUGGGUGGCUUUACAAAUAUUUUAGUUAGAUCAUCAAUCUGUGAAAAUGUCUGAAAAAUUAAUGACUGAAAUACACACAAUGAAACUUAGAUGCGUGGUAAGAUUUGUUCCUGCAGUGUUUAUUUCACUGUUCCCAUGUUUAGUAGUAGUGAAGUAAACUUACUUAUUUUCGCAAGUUUUAUUUAAAAUGCUUUAUGUGGGGAAGAAAUAUUGCUCCAUCAGAAUAAGGCAUGUGUCAGAGGAAAAUUGCACAAACGGUAGGGUUCACAAAGGACAUAGUUUCAAUAAAAUUUUCGAGGUUUCUGGAGUUUUCAACCCUAAAAAUUAGACCCAGGAGUGGUCAUGGAGGAGUCAUCACAGAAGGCCAGGACAGUUUUUUGGCUCAAGUAGCAAAAAUAAUUCCACGACAUCACAUCCAGAGAUUCAAAGGCAAAGUGUGCAAGCAAUAAAAGACUUCGUUCGUGAAUUAUUUAGCAGGAGAUAGGUAAGGGUUCCACAACUAUCAAUGCUAAAUAGAAUUGGCCGCUUAAGUUGGAGUUUUGAGCAUGAAAACAGGACAAUUGGUGAAAUGUGCGAUUUUCGGAUCAGAUCAAAAUUAGCCUACAAUUAGUCGAUGGGCGGAUCAGUGUUUUAAGAGUUCGUGGGAGACAAGUUAGGCUCCAUGCUGUCCGUUGGUCCCCAAAUAUAAAGACAAUCACUAACCGGCUAAAGGUAUGUGUAUUUAGUGCUACAACAUGUGGUAAGCUUUAGGGAAUUAUUUCCUUUAUAUGGAGGAUAAUGCUCCGCCACAUUCCAGCAGAGUUACCAAAAAUUGUUUGGAAGGUGUGACCGAAUUAGAGUGGCUUUCUUGAUCGUCGGAUCCCUUUGACCACUUAUGGGAUAACGUUAAAAGAAGAAUUAGAACUCGUCAAAAUAUCGAUGGCAACACAGAACAACUUAUACCGGCAGCUUUAGAAGAAUGGGGAAAUGUUCCCUAAGAAGAGAUUAAUAAUUUAGCAGAAAGCGUGCCACGUUGAAUUCGUGCUUGAAUUGCUGCUAGCCUUGCAACCCCUCAACUGAUGGCUGAACGCGCCAUUCGUCCGUCGCGACGCAGAGCGCAUCGCCGCCGCCACCGCCACCGUCCCCCUCAAAUCAAUAGUACGGGGCGCAAAAACAAACAUGGCUGACAGCGAGUUCGAGGAGUUCACACAAUGCUUCGAAAAACUGCCCUCGCACACCAAGAACUCGGCACCGUUCUACUCGUUGGUGCACGACGUGCUGGUGGACGAGGAGUCGCCGACUUCUUCCAAGAGCGAUGGUGAAACCGACUGUGAUAUGGCGGGCUGCGUCGACAGUGCCGCAUGCAUGCCGACGAACGGUGCUCAGGUGAUGUGCGAAAAACCGGAGCCGGUCCGGUUCUGCGGGAUGCCCACGCCGCCCUAUACCGGGGAGCGGCGGCGACGGAAACUUCCGGAGAUUCCCAAGAAUAAAAAAUCCGGAAUUGUGACAAUGUAUAAUGCACAUCAGCUGCCGAGGGAAAUGUCCCUCGCAGACGAACUGGGCACGUUUACAUCGUCAGGAUCCGGCCCCAGCUCAAUUCUAGUAUUAAAGUGCGGCUACUUGUGGGACACGGACUCCCCGGAAUCGGACCGACUGCUCACCGACGCCGACAGCGGCCACAGCACCGCUCACUCGCCCACAGGAACCGACGGACCCAAAUCCAUGUCCCCGUUGAUGGGGACGUCGCCCUCGUUGGUCGGGGGCGGCAUGCCGUACAACGACGUCGACAUGCUCGAAGCCACCCAUCGCGGCCUGCACAAGUUCAUACCGAGGCACGAGGACGAAAUCGAAUUGGAAAUUGGCGAUCCCAUCUACGUGCAGAAGGAGGCGGAUGACUUGUGGUGCGAGGGUGUAAACUUGCGAACGGGUCGCAUGGGCAUAUUCCCGUCGGCGUACGCGGUCGACUGCGACUACAGCGACUGGGACUCGUCGAUGGAGCACGGCAGACGGGAACGUUAUCUGCUGGGUUAUCUGGGCUCGGUGGAGACGCUGGCACACAAGGGUACGUCGGUGGUAUGUCAGGCGGUGCGCAGGGUGAUCGGCAACUCUGGCGUCGAGCCGGAGCAGCAGCCCUGCACCCUCGAGGUGUCCGAUCAGGGUUUGAGAAUGGUGGAUAGGAGGAAACGGAAUCAAAACGACCCGUGCAUAGAUUAUUUCUAUUCGCUUAAGAACGUGUCUUUUUGCGCGUUUCAUCCCCGUGACCAUCGGUAUCUAGGCUUCAUCACCAAACAUCCCACGUUGCAGAGGUUCGCUUGUCAUGUGUUUCGAGGAAACGACUCUACUAGACCUGUUGCCGAAGCAGUUGGACGUGCCUUCCAGAGGUUCUAUCAAAAGUUUAUUGAGACUGCUUACCCCGUUGAGGACAUAUACAUUGAAUAAGGAGAAGUGUAGUGCAAUAAUGUAUAUACUUAUUAUUAUACCGCUGUGUCAUCAAUAAUGAUAAAUCAUUUUAUUUGUAUUUUUUAUAUUAAAUACAUAAAGUUAAUGUUUUGUUGUUGAAUUCGUAACAGCAGUUUAUUUUUUAAUCAUAUCAUAUUUUUCAACUGUACAUAUUACAUACAUACGAUAUUUUAAAAAUAAAAUCAUUUUAUUCCUGGA